Striga hermonthica is the source of this 1655-nucleotide messenger RNA. Lineage: Eukaryota; Viridiplantae; Streptophyta; Magnoliopsida; Lamiales; Orobanchaceae. The record is from the annotation of a GenBank genome assembly.
GAAGAUAUCGAUCGCCGCUCGCAAGCUUCAACCAACCAGGAGAGCCGAGGAUUGAGAAGACGAGGUUGGUACUAUCUACUUUCAAUGGGACGGAUCCAAAUGCAUGGUUGAACCAAGCGAUGCAGUACUUCAACAUCAACGAGAUCCAUCAACCCGACUGGGUUCAGUAUGCUGCGUACUACCUUGACGGCGAGGCAAACAUUUGGUGGCAAUGGCUUUCAAGCAUCUACCAAGACAGAAACGAGCAAAUACGGUGGGAAGACUUUGAAAAAAAGCUCAUCGCGAGGUUCGGGGUUUCGGAUUACCAUAAUUAUGAUGAGGCUCUAUCACACAUUAAGAAAACGGGUAGCGUAAGUGAAUUUCAACGGGAGUUCGAACGCUUAGCUUGUCGUGUACGUGGGUGGCCCGAGAGGGCGCUUGUUGGGGCAUUCAUCGGCGGUCUAAAAUUUGAUCUCGCUGCAGAAGUUCGAUUGGAGAGGCCUUCAACAAUGCGAGAGGCUAUAGAAAUUGCACGAAGGAGGGAUGAUCACUUGUCCGCGACUCAAAAAGCUAGACGUGGGGACAAAAAUCCCACCGAACCUUCUCGCACGGCGUUGGAUGCGCAUAUGAGGAAUCGAAGAGAAAAAGGGCAAUGUUACAAGUGUGGAGAAAGAUUCACACCGGGUCAUCGAUGCAAGCAAGCAUACAUGAUACAAGUGGUCGAUUCCGAUGAUGAGGAGGAACUCAAGGAAGUGGAAACGAGGCACUACAUCAAGGAGGACUUGGAAAUUUCGGUUAAUGCAAUGUUGGGAGUGCAAGGGCCGAGAACCAUUAAGUUGCCCGCCUCAGUCCGAGGGCGAUCUAUUGAGGUGUUAGUUGAUAUUGGGUCGUCCCACAAUUUCAUUAGUGCCAUAUUAGUGGACGCAUUGAAGUUACUGGCAACAAAGGUGGAUCCAUUUGAUGUAAGGGUUGUCAACGGGGAAAAGCUACGAUGCCAUAAGUACUAUCGAGACGUACCCAUCAAUCUUCAAGGCGAGACCAUCAAGGCCGACCUCUACUCAUUACCGUUGGUAGGUCCUGACAUAGUUCUUGGGGUACAAUGGUUAGAAGGACUUGGAGAAGUCAAAACAAAUUAUAAAGAGGGGAUAAUGAAAUUUUAUUUGGAAAAGAGAUUGAUCAUAUUGAAGAUCAAACUGAGGGGAACGGUUAAAGGUACGGAGUUAAGGUUUCUAGAGCUAAUGGAUGAAGAGAACAAGCACAAGAGGCGUAUCCCGAUCCUUGAGGACAAGGAUGUGCUUAAAGGGGGCGGGAAUGAUACGGAAGUAGUCAUCGACCCUACCAAGCCUGAGCACGGGUCGACGCGGAUGCGGGAUAGUCGAUGGGAGUUUUUUGCAAAGGAGCAGCGUGCAUGGUGCUUGGAGGAUAUGCUGAAUGGCGCGCAGGGGGUGGACGUUGGGACGUUGGCCCGCGCAAGGGACUGCUAUGGAUGGGCUCUGGGCGACGGGGCACCAGGCGACACGCGCGGGGCGCUGAGCGAGAGCGAGGGUAGCGAUGGGGCGCGGGGCGUGCGCAAUAAGCGCGAGGUGGUCACGCAGGCGAAGGAUGCGAUCGCAUGCGCACGGGCAAGGAGAGACAUGACAAGGAUGAAUAGCCUAAUCCUCAUAGGAAUAGACAAG